Molecule: messenger RNA, 1033 nt
Organism: Nicotiana tabacum (common tobacco)
Lineage: Eukaryota; Viridiplantae; Streptophyta; Magnoliopsida; Solanales; Solanaceae
Source: RefSeq, a predicted model, not a curated record
CAUAGUGCCAAGAACUAGCUCAAUUGGUACAUAGUCUGGAACUCGCCAAACUUUUGCCUCGUGUACCUUUCGACACCACCCACUCGAAGCAUGCACCGUUCAUUCCAUAACCCCAUGCCCCAACCCCCCGUCCCUCCCUUGUGCAAGAAAAUUUGAUAUAGAAUUUGGGCAAAUUAGUUUCCUCCCUACUGCAGAAUGCCAUGGUAUUUCAGAGCUAUGCAAUUCUAUCGCGGACUUUUGACAGAAAUAUCCCAGCCAGCGACCCACCCUCAUACAAAGGGGUGGCUUUGGGGGGCACUGGAGCAGGAGCAAUACAGAGCCUAAUUAUCAGCCCUGUGGAAUUGGUGAAAAUCAGACUUCAAUUGCAAAGCAAAACCCAUCAGCAGAACAAUCAAACAACUAGUCUCAAGGGUCCAAUAGAUGUCACAAGAAGAAUAAUCAAACAGGAAGGUUGGAGGGGAAUCUACAGGGGAUUAACCAUUACUGUCCUAAGAGAUUCACACUCUCAUGGUCUGUAUUUCUGGUUAUACGAGUAUACGAAGGAGCAACUUCAACCUGGCUGUCGCAAGAACGGCCAAGAGAGCUUUCAAACAACGCUCAUAGCAGGUGGUCUAGCAGGAGCUGUUAGCUGGAUAAGCUGCUAUCCCCUAGAUGUUGUUAAGACCAGACUCCAAGCUCAAUCAAAUACAAAAUACAGUGGUAUUGUUGAUUGCUUCAGGCGAAGUGUUAAAGAAGAGCGACACGGUGUGCUCUGGCUAGGUUUGGGAACGACUGUUGGCAGAGCAUUCAUAGUGUAUGGGGCUAUAUUCACUGCCUAUGAAACUGCUCUGAGGUACCUUUUCAACAAGGGUGACAAUAAUCAUGCAAACGCUCAAUCUGGAAAGGCAUUAUGAAACAAGAGUAAAAAACUGCUCUUUAAAGUGCAUCAACUCUUUUGGUUGGCAUAAGUUGGAGCUCUGAAACACUGAUCAUUCACUAUAACCGCAGUUAUUUAGCCAAUGCCUCCAAAUGAGAGAAUUGAUUGGAUUGGAUU